AUGUCUACUACUAACCAAUUAAUUAAAAAUCCCCGUGUAUUCAAACAAAAAAAGGUAAAAUUAUUAGCCUUAAAACAUAAUUCCACUAAUAAUGGUAAAAAAAAGAGAAUUUACUCUUCCAACAACCCUCAAAAAUUAGGACACUGCCAAAAAGUAGGAGUGUUGAAACCAAUGAAACCUAACUCAGCCAAUCGAGCCUAUGCACGGGUUUCUCUUGUAAAUGGAAAAGAAAUUACGGUUUAUAUUCCUGGCGUAAAGCAUAAUUUAAACGAAUUCUCCUCCGUUUUAAUUAGCGGAAGAGGAGCCAAAGAUUUACCAGGAGUGAAAUACCGUGUAAUCCGUGGUUAUAAACAUGGUGAUGCCGAAGGAGUAAAAGAGAGGAAGCAAGGUCGUUCCCUUUAUGGAGCCAAGAAAGCAAAAAAAGAAAAAGGAGCCUUACCAUAUGUUAUUCCUAGCCUCGCUUUUGGAUUUCUCCAUAACGAUAAUAGAGCCUUGUUGUGUAUUCCAAAAACUCACCCUGCCUUAACUAAUAUUAUUGACAUUAAUGACCAUGAAGUUUUUUUUUCAAAAAGAGAUAUUUACCAAAAGGUUCGAGGAUUAAGCCAAUUAGAGGAAGCACAAAAAAAUAAAGAGUUGAGUAAACUAGAAAAAAUUAAGGUGGGCGACUUUUUGCAAUCGGAUUUAUUAGCAAAAAUUAAUUUCGCUAGCAGUUUAUUAGUGAACGGCAAACUAAUAUUAACCCCUGCCAGAGAACAAAGUUGUGAAUUACAAGUUUCUGAAAUUGAAUUGGUUAACUCGACCGUUGACGAUUAUCCCUUUCAAAAAAAAAAUAUUCCCUUGGAAGUAGUUCGUAAUUUUCCCCAUUUACGAGCCAAAACUAACUAUUUUUUGGCAAUUUUUCGCUUGCGUCAUUCUAUCAGUAAAGCCAUUCAUGACUUUUUUCACCAAGCAGGGUUUUAUUAUGUUCCCACCCCGCUUAUGACCAGUAACGACACCGAAGGAGCCGGAGAGUUAUUUAAUAUUACCACUAAUGAAAAAGAACCUUUUUUCUCCAAACCGGCCACCUUGACUGUCAGUGGACAACUUCAAGCUGAGGCACUAGCCCAAGGAUUAGAUAAAAUAACUACUUUAGCUGAAAAACUAGUAAAGUAUGUAAUAAAUUAUGUAUUAAUCAAUAAUUAUUCCGAGUUAGAAUAUUUAGAAAAACAUAACCAAAAAGAAUUAAUUAAUAAAUUAAAAAGACUGAACAAUGAAAAAUUUGAAAAGUCAGAGCACGAAAAAUAUCUUUGUCAACAUUUUAAUAAUAAACCAGUUUUGGUGGUUAACUAUCCCAUUAAUUUAAAAGCUUUUUACAUGAAAAAUAAUUCUGAUGGCAAAACUGUGGCUUGCUUUGAUUUACUAUUUCCGGAAAUAGGAGAAUUAAUUGGUGGCAGCGUGCGAGAAGAUAACUAUCAAAUUUUAAGAGAAAAGGCUCAAAAAAUAGGUUUAGAAAGAUUAAUUAUGUUGAUCAGUGGCACCGAAAAUAUUCGAGAUACCAUUGCUUUUCCUCGCUUUCCGGGAAAAAUAGAAUUCUAA
This is a messenger RNA of Funneliformis geosporum, 1575 nucleotides long. The record is from the annotation of a GenBank genome assembly. NCBI's taxonomy places the organism in Eukaryota, Fungi, Glomeromycota, Glomeromycetes, Glomerales, Glomeraceae.